AUGUGUCUUAGAUGGAAGCUGGAGGCAUCUUUAUUAGCACAUUCCCAUGUGUCCUUUGACCACUAUAUCGCUAUAUGCAAACCCCUGCACUACCGCACCAUCAUGACCAAGAAAGUCUGCUUCCUUUUGGCUCUCAGACCCUGGGCAUUGGGCUUCUUGAUUAUCUUCUCCCAGGCUGCUUUGCUCCUGCAGUUGCUGUUCUGUACCGAUAACAUUAUCAACCAUUUUUAUUGUGACAUUGGGCCCCUCUUGAAACUGGCCUGUGCAGACACAAGCGUCACCGAGUUUCUUGGCUACCUGGGGUCCGUCAACAUCACACCAAUCAGCCUGCUCUGCAGAGUGGUGUCUUACACCUACAUCAUCACUACCAUACUCCACUUCCACUCCACUAGUGCGCACCAGAAGGCAUUUUCCACCUGCACGUCCCAUCUCACUGUGGUCUCCAUACUGUACAGAGCAGUUGUCUCAAUGUAUUUGAAACCCACGGCCCACUCCUCCCUCAGUCCCAACAAGGUUGUGUCUGUCCUCAACACUGUCCUAACCUCCUUGCUGAACACCUUCAUAUUUCCCAUAAGGAACAAAGAGGUGAAAACAGCCUUGAGGAAAGCUAUGAGCAAGAGAAAGACUCAGUCAGAAUGUCUAUGGUUCCUGAGAGGGUAA
This is a messenger RNA of Emys orbicularis (European pond turtle), 660 nucleotides long. Its product is annotated as olfactory receptor 6X1-like. Gene Ontology annotation, biological process: G protein-coupled receptor signaling pathway. Gene Ontology annotation, molecular function: olfactory receptor activity. The record is from RefSeq and is a predicted model, not a curated record. The transcript has 2 exons. NCBI's taxonomy places the organism in Eukaryota, Metazoa, Chordata, Testudines, Emydidae. Gene Ontology annotation, cellular component: membrane. Bases 1 to 660 code for a protein of 219 amino acids.